Molecule: messenger RNA, 825 nt
Organism: Eutrema salsugineum
Lineage: Eukaryota; Viridiplantae; Streptophyta; Magnoliopsida; Brassicales; Brassicaceae
Product: 50S ribosomal protein L27
Exons: 4
Coding region: 112-588 (158 amino acids)
Biological process (GO): translation
Cellular component (GO): ribosome
Molecular function (GO): structural constituent of ribosome
Source: RefSeq, a predicted model, not a curated record
UAUAGUUGACACUUGACAAAUAGGGUUUUGGAGUUUUGCCAUAUCUCCCUCCUGUUAACCGUGCUGUCUCCGGUCACCGCCGGAAUCGAAAAUUUCCGAUUUUGAAUAAAAAUGAAUUUCUUAAACUCAGCAGCAUCUAUAUGCAGAAGAGUUAGCUUGAGGGAACUAAUCAACGAGGUUCCUGCUUACACUGGCAGUAGCAUUUCUGAUGGUUCUACAAGUGGGUUGAGUUUGGUCUUUAAGCGUUGGGCUACAAAGAAAACUGCUGGUUCCACAAAGAACGGUCGUGACUCUAAACCCAAGAAUCUCGGCGUCAAGAAAUUCGGAGGAGAGAAUGUGAUACCAGGUAACAUAAUAGUCCGACAACGUGGGACUCGGUUUCAUCCUGGAGACUAUGUUGGAAUCGGCAAGGACCAUACUCUGUUUGCGUUGAAGGAAGGACGAGUCAGGUUUGAGAAGAACAAGAUAACUGGACGCAAAUGGAUUCAUGUUGAUCCAAAGGGAGGUCAUGUUCUUCACCCUAUCUACGCAAAAGCUGCAGCCGCCAAGUCUAAUAAGAUGGAGAUAGCUUCGUCGUCCUCGUCGUGAAAAACACAUUGUAAUUCAACAAAAUAAAGGUGACUCUUGUUUUGUUUGAUCAUAACGAUUCUCUCUUGGCUAAAAGAUGGUGAUAAGAUCUUGAGAACAGAAACACUGAAUUCAAUAACAAUUUGCCAUUUUUUGUUUUUCUGUUUAGUAUUUGUCUGAAUACAUAGCACAUGAGCUUGUUUAAGCCAUGACGUAAGUUCAGUUGGUUCAAAAGAUUAUCAGUUUUAUUUUCCGUAA